This is a messenger RNA of Hermetia illucens (black soldier fly), 1118 nucleotides long. RefSeq lists its product as uncharacterized. The coding region runs from base 149 to 802 and encodes 217 amino acids. The record is from RefSeq and is a predicted model, not a curated record. NCBI's taxonomy places the organism in Eukaryota, Metazoa, Arthropoda, Insecta, Diptera, Stratiomyidae. The transcript is spliced from 2 exons.
CUAAUUCAGCACAGCUGUUAAAAGUCCCUAACUGUCAAUGUGAACGGUUUGCCGCAAAAUUUUAAUUGUCCUGGCCGCGGGCUCUAUUUCGACCUAAAUUGCAAAGUUUUGAAUCGUCCAGGGCGUUCCAAUUUAAUAUACAGUGAAGAUGGGACGGCGAAUCAGAAUGUCGGAUGUUCCACCGAGUAAUCCUUAUUUGAAUCCGACUUCGACCCUUGCUUACGGGAUCCUGGCUUCGACUUCCGCCUGGUCAUUGUACUGGGUGAAAGAUAAAGAUUACAGGCCGUGUUCCGUGGCCAUGUUCUCAUUAAUGUUGGCUCAUGCCAUGAUUGCAGUACUGAGAUACGGACAUCCUAACUCCGGAAAAGCAGUGCGAAUAAUUUACGAGAAAAUGACUAUGAUUUGCCAAUAUGUGAUGCUGCCAUUAGUUAAUAUGGACAUCUACCUAUCUACGAAAAUGCCAAGAGAAACGGCCUAUAUGCAUGUUAUAACAAUUGUGCUUCCAGCGUUGUCGCAUUUCAUGAAUGAGAGAGUUAACAUAUUGAUGGUGGACAUUUCUGCUAUUGCAAAUAUUGCUUCGUGCCUAUAUUUAGGGUAUCUGGAGGACAACCCGUGGGCGAUGGGAUUGGCCGCCGUGGCGGCAAUGAAUCACUUCAUUUACAGCAGGAUAGCAAAUCACGUAUCCGCCCCGAAACAAGAUCUACUGGCGGUCGGAUUAAGUUUCUUCAAUCUCUUCUCCGUUCAAACGCUAAACUCUAUUUCAUCGCAGAGGACUUUGGAGUUUUUCCCAGAAAGAAAAUGAAGACCGAUUGAUCGAUAAAGUCGCAAGUUAUCAAAUAUUAAUUAUACAAAGUAACUGAAAUGUUAUCAUCGAAACAUCAAACUUAUCCAGGGCAAGAGGAAAUAUAUGCGAAUUUUGUAAUGGGUGAAGCAGAGUCAGCUUCUGUUUGUACAGCGUGUAAGUAAAUUGUGCAAUUUUUCAUUGUAUUUUUCGAAAAAUUUACCUGUAAACCAAAUAAGAAUGUAUUUUUAAAUAGUUAUCAAUGAAAUUGUUUUUAUAUGUAUGUAUUUUAAUACGAAAAUUUAUCGUUGACAAUAUAAUUAAAAUUGAAACUAUA